Messenger RNA from Plodia interpunctella (Indianmeal moth), 2747 nucleotides. RefSeq lists its product as uncharacterized. The record is from RefSeq and is a predicted model, not a curated record. Gene Ontology annotation, biological process: regulation of transcription by RNA polymerase II. Gene Ontology annotation, cellular component: transcription regulator complex; nucleus. Lineage: Eukaryota; Metazoa; Arthropoda; Insecta; Lepidoptera; Pyralidae. Bases 362 to 1900 code for a protein of 512 amino acids. The transcript is spliced from 2 exons.
AAUAAACAAAAAAAAAUUGAGAUUGACACGGUAUAUAAUAUGUUAUAAUGAUAUAUGAAACUUAGUGCAUUGCAUUUGCAUGGUGGCUCAUACUCAACUCAUGGUGCAUGUGCAUUUGACUUUUGAUUAAUUGAUGAUAGAUACAUGUAACAAUGACCAAAUCAUCGUUUUGGCGAACGAUGGAGCCAUGAAAUUAAAAAAAAGAUUUAUUUAUUGCACUGCACUUGUUUGAUAUAGGUAAACUAAUAUAUUUUUUGUAUAUUCUACAUACAAUAUGAAAUGCAUGACAUAAUUUGCUGCACAAUCAAAGAAAAGAAACAAACAAAAGAUACCGAGCCGGUCCUGUCCUGUGGGAAUUAAGAUGGACUUAAAUAAUUCUCAGAACCAAAGUUAUUGGUUUGUUGUUCGUGAGGACCAGAGCAAUGUCAUUUUUAGUACGAAUAAUGUCAUACAGAAUCCACAAAUUGCAGGACAUGAAACCAGGUAUAUUGUUGAUACAAGUGAUAACCACCAGUACAUACAACUACACAAGCCUGAAAUAGUUGAGCCCAAUGUAGAGCCCGAAGAAACUCCUGCUCCAGUUGACAUUGACAACUUUUGGGACAGACACAAGGUCCAGUUGUUACUCUCCUUGUGGCGAGAUGACCGUUUCAAAGAUACCAACAACAAGGACAAGACUAUGUGGGACCAGGUGGCUGCAGUAGUGGGUAUCAAUGAAGUUGAAUGUAUAAGAAAAUAUAAAAGCUUGAGGCGCACCUAUGCAAGAUUGUUGAAGAAAGCAAGAUUAGGUGAAAAUGUCAAAUGGAUUCACUAUAACAUCUGUGAUGAAAUUUUUAAAGAUUGCAAAACAUUGUCUCCAUCUGCCCUUGGGCCCUGGGAAGACAAAAAGAUAAGGAGGCUGCUUGCACUCUAUAUAGAAAAUCUCCACAGAUUUCGGGACAGAGAUUGCUUCCAAAGGGACAUAUGGAAGGAGAUAGCAUCUGCAUUAAACACAAGUGAAUAUAAUUGUUACCAAAAGUUUAGAAACCUAAAGAGAAGGUAUUUUUCUUGGUUGGACAAGAAAGGGAAUACUGGAAGGCAAAUUAAAUGGCCUUACCUCCAAUACUUUGAGAGAAUAUUUUAUGAUUAUGAACCUUCUAUAUAUUCCUGGGAUAGCAACAAGAUCAAGCAGUUAAUUGACACUUACUGCCAGAUUGCAUAUAAAUUUAGGAGUCCUAACUUCAGGAAAAAAGAACUAUGGAAGGAAAUAGGAGAAAUAGUUGGAAAGAAAGCUAGUGAUUGUGAUAGAAAGUUCCGAAACCUGAAGCAAACUUAUUUUCGAUUGAAGAUGAGGGCUGACACUGGCAGACCUGUGACAAAAUGGAAGUACUAUAAGGAUUUCGAAACAUUAUACAAUAUGAAAAGUAGUAGAAAUGGUGCACCAUUCACCAGAUUUCAAGAUGAAGAUUAUGUGAUACAAAUGUUGACAUUUAUAAUUGAUAAUAUAGAAAAGUUUAAAUGUUCAAAGAGGAAACGGAAGUACUUUUGGAGGCUCAUAGGCCCAAAACUGGGAUUGACAGCAGAUGAGUGCGACCGUAAAUUUAGAAACCUCAAGCAAACCUACAUCAGACUGCGAGAACAAAAAGACCAGAGUGGAAAGUUAAAUAAAUGGCCAUAUUAUUCUUACUUUGAUAAGAUAUUUGAAGAUUGGUCAGCAGAGCAACCAAUCUAUAAUACCGUGGAUGGUAGAAGUGGGGAUUUUGAUAACCACACCAUAUCAGAAAUAAGAAAGGUGAUGCGUGAUAUGCAGGACAGACAUAAUGGAGACAAGUUUAACAAGCUGGUUCAAGCUAUGCAAGACUCCAAUGAUAUUCAAAGAGAGAGGAAUAUAAUUCUGAAAGCUCUUCUGGACAGAAGAUGAAAGAAAUGUGUUCAGUUUAUGAUUAUUUUUUAAUAUAAAAGUGGCAGAACAGAUUUUUUUAUAUUCUCGCCAUAGAAACUAGACUUUGACCCGAUUUGACUUUGGAUCCCCAGACCAUUUAGCUCAGAUCAGAUCAUCCACAAAAUCAAUCACCAAACUAAGAUGUACAACUAAGUCGCGCGAGGUCCUGUGACGGUGUUCAAAGGCGCGCGCGACAUUUUUAGCCGGGGAGGUAUAACGGAGUCUAGCCGAAGAUAUGAAACGAUUUGCUACCUAAUAGGCUGUACCUAGAUCUAGCCGAAGAUAAGCUACACCUACAUGUAAUGUGGACCGGCUGCACUGGGUAUAGCCAAAAAUAAAUAGGCUACAACUAGGUCUACCCGGAAUGAUAACUGCUAUAGGUAGGCAUAGCAAGUUUAGCCAUAGUAACAUUGGUACCUACUUAAACUCAUUCGUUCGACAGACCCGUGAGUUGGGGUUGGUCCCGCCGUCUUGACGCUUACGUUUUUGGUGUAUCUCAGUCGUUCCACUAAAAUAUCCCGUUCCCAAUAUUUAAUCAGAGAUUAGUACCUACGUAAUAAAGAUCGGGUCUAAAAAACAAAGGGCGCGUAAUGUGGAACGAGUGAACAUAAUUUACGCGCUCUUGAUCCCUGUCCUCUUUUCUUCAUCUUUGAGAUCCAUUGAUGGAUGUUUUUGCACUUAUGUCCACGUCAUGUAAUCCAUGAUCCCUGACUUUAUGAAAUAUCAAUGGGCGACACAUGCAAUCUCCUGACAUAGCAGCAUUAUAAUAAGUGUUGUGUCGGGGGUGGUUAUAAGUAUGAAAUAAAAAUAGUAUGAAGUUUAGAAA